AUGAUGUUUGUGUGCACGUGCAGCGGUGCCACGUGCAGCGAGGACUGGGUGGAGGCGUGGUGGACGGGCCGCGAGGGGUCGCGGGUGCCGCUGGGCCGGUGGUGCGGCCUCGCCACUCCGGGCCCGCUACAAUCCCCGCGCGGCGCCCUAGGACUCCUUAUCGCUCUGCAUACCGACCAAGACAGCGUCGCUUCCGGAUUCAAAGCUCGCUACGUCUUUGAGCCGGCGAAGUCCAUAUUCGGUGACUGCGGCGGCAACAUGUCGGGCGCGGAGUGGGGGGUGAUCACGUCGCCGCGGUUCCCGCUGCCGUACGAGCCGCCGGCGCGCGGGGCCGCCUCGCGGGUUUGCAACUGGUUCGUGACCGCGCGCGCUGGCAAACGGCUCCUGCUCAACUUCGAACACUUUGCCGUCGAGGGACACUUGACCGAGCGUGGGUGCCCGGCGGCGGUGCUGCGGCUGUGGUACGAGAGCCCCGGCCCUCCGCUGGAGUUGUGCGGGGAGAAGGCGCCCGCCGACCGCUGGCAGUACCUCUCCUCCUCCAACUCCAUCCGUCUCUCGUAA
Diatraea saccharalis (sugarcane borer) is the source of this 561-nucleotide messenger RNA. The record is from the annotation of a GenBank genome assembly. Lineage: Eukaryota; Metazoa; Arthropoda; Insecta; Lepidoptera; Crambidae.